GCGGCAGCCCCAACCACACACAAACAACAGAAAGAGCGCAACAGCGACUGUUCUUCCCCCACCACGUUGUUUGUUUGUGGUGUUGUGACGGCUUGUGGUUUGGUUGGUUGAUCAAGGGUGCGAGAGCGCGAGUGAGUGGCGUGUGCAGCACGGACAUCUCGCGUGCGCGUGCAACUCCACGCCAUUUACACCACGACCACACCCACAUCUCAUCUGUACGUGCAUUCGGCCACAACAACCUCGACAACAAGCCUUGUUGCUGAGCCAUCGACAACAGAGUGGACUCGUGAGCCACGACCGCGUGCUUUCUACUAUCGCCGUUCAGCCCCCGAAGCUUCGGGUGCCACUGGCGAGUUGGAGCCCGCCUUGCGCGCAACUUGCAUGUCGACUAGCGUGCGUGCUGUGAGGAGCCAGCAACAAGUGUCGCCGACAACAACAACAACGUCCAUACGCCUGUGCGCCCCCUUCCCCUCCAACGGCGGGACACCGCUCACGUCGGACACCAGGGAAGCGCCGCGUCGAGAUUGCACGGUGACAUGCAGAUAUGAGCGAGGGACCGGCGCGUCGCAGUUCAAGGACGCCACGACCUCGCCGGUGGAGCUUGAUGAAGAGGAAGAUGGCGGUGACCUGCAGAUGACGUCGGCCGCCAUCCCGCACGUGUUGAAGGCCUUGAACAUCGCGCGAAAACAGCGACACCUUGUCGUGGCCCACGAUGGCAAAGCUUGGUUUGCGGCGACAGUGGUGAAAGUGGACGAGAAGAAGGGGCGCGUGCGUGUUCAUUUUAAAGGCUUCAAGAAGACGGCAGACCAGUGGAAGCCGCUCUCUCCUUCAGCCGUCCGGCUCCUCUCCAAUGAGAACGAAGAAAGCGUGCAGAUGGUUCCCGUGUACCGCAGCAUCGAUGUUGACCGCGUACACGGACGCCAGACUCUCGUCCCCAAGCGCUACACCACGGACAGCUCUCACCCGUCAUCAUCCCCAUCCCCAUCAUCAUCACCAUUGUCACCACCACCACCACCACCACCACCACCAUCAUCAUCAUCAUCAUCAUCAUCAUCAUCAUCAUCAUCAUCAUCAUCAUCAUCAUCAUCAUCAUCAUCAUCAUCAUCAUCAUCAUCAUCAUCAUCAUCAUCAUCAUCAUCAUCAAUAGCAACUGCAGCAACAUCGCCGCCGCCGCCGCCGCAAGUGCUUGCUGUUUGUGACAGGCCCCGCUGUAAACGCGCCAAAUCAACAGCGGCCUCACACACACGCACGAGGGAUGAGGAGCGACAGCGGCCGGCAGCAAGCAGUCGCCGUGGCAGCAAGGUCUCAACAGCCACCAACACAGCAACAACAGCAACAACAGCAGCCACACCGACCACGCAACGAGCGGUCCCGUCGCCGUCGCCUGUCGCCCCGACUGCAAGAAGGAGACGAAGAAGCACGUUCGCCAAGCCAACACCAACACCAACAACACAAGAAACGCCUGCACCAGCAGCAGCAGCAGCGACAACGACCCCAGCAUGCACAACAGUCGCCGCGGUGCCGCUGCUGUCCCGGCGGGCGUCUAGAAGCCUCGUGCCCGUGCCACUCAACCCAAUUCCAACACCCCAGCGAGCACGGCCGUCAAACCUCCGCCAGGCCAUUCGCGUUCCCGCGCGCAUGCUCGACGCCAUCUGUGACGCGCCGGGGCCACAGCAGCCGGCGCAGCAGCGUGGAUUGCCCGCCCCAGAGGCGACGGCAACAUCUCUCACAGGCGGCAAGGCCACCUCGCACAGGGCGACGACCACCAGCGCCAGGAACAGGAGAAGCAGCAGCAGCAGCAGCAGCAGCAGCAGCAGCAGCAGCAGCAGCGCAGGUGGCAGUGCAGCCAAGAGCACUCGUCACACCACCAGCACCACCAGCAGACGCAGCAGCGGCGCUGCUAACAAGACCACCAAGGGCGCGACUGGCUCCAGUUUCCGGUCAUCCUCAUCCUCCACACCCUCCCCCUCAUCCUCUUCUCGGCCGCCCAAGCGGGCGGUUGCCCAGCCCGGCAGCAAGAGCAGCAGCAGCAGCAGCAGCAGUACCAGUAACAGCAAGAGCAGCGGUAACAGUAACAGAAGCAGCAGCAAGCCGAAGCGCGACCACGCUUCCGCCAACGCUGGUGGUGGUUCUGAUGAGCGCUCCUUGAUGGUGUCCAAUCCGUUUCUCGCCAACGCCCGCGCCCGCGCCAAGCGUGCCCGCGACCAGUGUGCGUUCUGCCUGCUCGGCUGCCACGGUCUUCUCCGGCCCAUGUUUGCGGAUGCGUUUGGGCCCUACCGCCUCGAGGGCAGGAUGGCGCACGUGCACCACCCGUGCCUUGGCUGGGCCCCGAGCGUGCGGCCGAGCACAGAUGCGGACGGCAACACUGUCUACAAGAACGCCCGCCACGCCAUUGUUGCCUCGUUGGCAGUCAAGUGCACCUACUGCGGCGAGCCUGGUGCCAACAUCCCGUGUGCGUGCUCCUCCCUGUACGAGAGUGGGCCCAAGGGCCAGAAGCGCGGCAGUGGUGCAAGCGUGGAUUGCAUGCAGGUGUACCAUUACCCGUGCAUCACAGCAGCAAAGGCAGUGAUGCUGCCAAGCACGUUUCACGUGUUUUGUCGGCGCCACGCGUCUGUCGAGGACAUAAACGCUGUGCUUGCCGUCGACACCACCAACAUCCCCGCCGGCUUUGACCUGGCGCGCGAGCUGCAGUGUGCGUCGUGCUCGAAGAUGCAGGAGCACAAGGACAUGCUGCUGUGCAUGGCGUGUGCCCGUCGCUUUCAUCCGCGCUGCGCCGGCAUGCAGCCAAGCAGCCCCCUGUUUGCCGCCAACGAGGAGAGUGUGCGCACGUGCUGGCUGUGUGCCGACUGCACGACGUGCUCCCGGUGUGAUUCCACGGCCUCCGCUCGCUCGCGGGCGCGCAUGGCGUGUCGUGUGUGUGGGAAAGAGUUUCAUCCCGGCUGUGCCGGCCUGCCCAAGCGACCGCCAUCCUACUGCUGUGAGGACUGCCGCAGAUGCCUCGAUUGCCACCGCACGGCCAACGAGGUGUCUUCGUGGUCCGCCACCUUUGACUACUGCACGCCGUGCUCUCAACUACGCAAGCGUGGCAACGUGUGCCCUGUGUGCAAAGUCUCCUAUCGUGAUGACACCCCGGACAUGGUUCUCUGCGAGACGUGUGAUACGUGGGUGCACGCGGAGUGUGAGGGUCUGGAUGACGCUGGCCUCCGUCGCCUGGGCGCUACCGACGACCCCUACCACUGCUCCACCUGCCUCCUCAACGAGCAGCUUGCCGCCGUGCUGCCGUGCCUGUCGGGUACCAUGCCUGCCCGCCGGGUGGUGAAAGCGCUGCCACGGCCAACGCCCCCGCGCUACAGCGUCGAGCCAGACCUCAAGAUUGUCAGGCCCGUUACAGACCCGGAACAGCCGGCCCCAGCGCGCUUGUUGGAGGCGCUCAAGUUGCUUGCGGUGUUCCAACCCGUGUACUUUUCUGACCCCAGACUGGCAACCAUUGACAUGUGCACGCUGUGCCACUCGGCCGGUGUUGGCGGCGAUGACGACCUGAUGGUGUUUUGCGACACGUGCUGUGAGGCGUUUCACCUCGGCUGUCUCCUGGACACGGUUCCAACCACCUACCGCCACGCGUGGCACUACGACUUUUCAAAGUUCCGGUGCCCGCGAUGUCUGCAGUGCCAGUGCUGUGCGCGUGCGCUGGCGCCUGAUCUUGUGAUUGGCCGCAUCAUCAACAUGGACACGGCAGAGCACGUUGUGUGCAGUCGCUGCCAGACAAUUUGCCACACAGAAUGCAUCCCACCAAGCCAUCCGUCCAUGGACACUAAGCACUGGGUCUGCCCAGAGUGCAUCAAGUGUAGCAUGUGCCGUCGCUGGCAAGCAGCACGCAGCUCUGACUGGCGUUAUUGCAUGAACUGCACUCUUGCACAGGACACACAGCACUGCCCCGUGUGCAAGGACGAAUUUGAGAUCAAGCUGUCGUUGCAGUACAUUCUUCAGUGCAACGCGUGCAAAGGCCUUGUCCACGACCACUGCGACCCGCUCAUCAAAUCGCGCCGCACUCGCAAGAAGUACAUUGAGAAUGGGUACGAGUGUCCCACAUGCGUUUCGAAGGGCGCUGCGACACAGCCACCGAAUGAGCGCGCAGCGGCAGCGGCGAGCAGCGAUCAUGGUACGCGUGCUGGCACGGCCAUGAAUCAUCUCCACCACUACCACCACCACCAGCAGCAGCAGCAGCGGGAUGAAGAAGGCAACAGAAGGGAAGGGCGAGAGGAGAGGAACCACGACAAGGGCAAGAAGAAGGAGAGCAACACAGACGACAAGGCACUAGCAACAAACGGGACGCAGGAACAGCAGCAGCAGCAGACGAAGAACGAGAAGAAGAACGAGGGGAAGGCCACACCGAUUAGCACACGAAGCAAUGAUGAUAGGACCCCGCAGCCUGAAGGGGUGCCAGCACAGGCAAAUCAACAUGAUCAUGCUGAAAUGCAGGAGGGCACAGUUUCGAGUUGCAAACAGCGUGCCACGACAACAGCGCCGACAGACACAGCAACUCCGGUUGCCGCCGUCUCCUCCGUUGCGGCCAGCAGUGCUGCAACUGCAGCAACUGUAGCAAUUGCAUCAACAGCAACAGCAGCGGAAGCAGCACCAACCGUGCUCGACACGGCUGCGACUUUGCUCAACAGAGCUGCAAGUCCGAGAGCAACAGAAGCAACAGCUGCCGCCUCAAAGCCAGCACCGGCACUCACAUCUGCUGGGCGGAAAGUGACAGCGCCGACCGAAGCACCUCGUGCCAUGUCCACUUCAGACACGCUGACUCAGCCAAAGCCCGCUGUCUCGACGUCAGACGUGCAGCAACAGGCGAGCAAGGACACAGCGCCAACAUGCGGCAGCCACGUGGGCCUUGCAUCGUCAGCAUCCGUAUCACCAUGUGCACGACCUGGGGAGCAAGUUGUGACAAACCCAGGAGGGCAACGGCGCAAUGACAACAAGACCAAGACCCAGCCCAAGCGCAAGGACAAGCGCAAGGUCAAGGGCAAGAUCAAGACCAAGCCCCAGGACAAGCCCAGGGUCAAGGACAAGGUCACGUCCACGAACAAGAUCAGGGUUCAGGGAAAGAGGUUGCACCCGAUGGCUGCAGGCGAGGACGAGAAUUGCACGGCGCCGGCUCGCCAGAAGAAACCAAAGAUGAAGUCCAAGACGACAGCUGGCCGACCCCACCCCAGCCCACACUCGUUUGUGCAGAUGCCUGAGACGCACCAACAACAACAACAACAACAACAACAGCAGCAGCAGCAGCAGCAGCAGCAACAACAACAACAACGCGAGCAGCAAGCGUUGUUCAAUGGACCUGAUGCACGGCUUUCCAAGACGUUUCGCCUGUUUGCCAAGUUCUGCGAGUGGCAAUCCAACGUCCAAGCGUCUCCAACACCCGCCUUGCCGACGGCAUACUUGCCGCUUACAUCCGCCUCAUCGCCCCAGGUGUCGCUGCCUUUGCCAGCAUCCACGUCGGCAAUGUCACAGGCAUCCCUCAUGCCCGGGCCCCACCGCUUGGAACCGCACCCUGCGUUCACACUCGAACAACACCACCAACAACACCAGCACCACCAGCAGCCACUGCGUGGACCAUUUUCGCUGCCGGUCCCGGCUGUGUCCAUGUCGGCGUCUGCACUGCCGGUGCAGCAGGCGAACAGCAUGACCAAUGGCAUUCGCCGCCUGACUCAGGUGGGAGCUGCGUCUACAUUGCCGCCUUCAGCUGCUCAAUCGCCAGUUUCUGCCGUCGCCUGCUUCCCCCCACUGUCCCAGCGACAUGCACAACAACGCCAACAGCAGCAACAGCAACAGUGGCAGCAACAGCAACAGCAAUGGCAGCAGUGGCAACAGCAGCAGAUGUUGAUGGGAACGUCGACCCCUGCCGGCAAUGGAGGCACUUUUGGACACAAUUCUGGCACACCGCAGCCGCCUUCGGUGCCGCUCGUUUCGCCGCCACGACCAGUGGUCCUCCCCACACCACCGCACGCUUUUCGGCAAGCGGGCGCCGCGUCCUUCUCGCCGCCACGCACACCGUCCUCUGGUGCGGCGGCUGUUAGCGUGCCCAGCACACUUCCGCCCGCCCUCAUGCCGUCGUUACAGACACAACGCGCACUGCAACAGCAGCAGCAGCAGCAGCAGCAACAACAGCAGCUUCUGAACUGUUUUGGAAUGACAUACCAACCCCCACAUGAGGCAGCGGCAGUGCCACGCGAGCAGCCCAGUGUCCCUCGUCUCACAGCACACCAGGCGGGGCGGGCAGCUGUUGCUCUGCCCCAUUCCAUGCCAGUCGCACACCCACUCUUCAAGUCCACCUAUGCGAACAACAGCAGCAGCAAUAAUGGUAACAGCGGCGGCAAUUGUGGCGUCAGCAGCGUCGCCCACCCGACCAUGGCGGCUGCAGCUGCGGCUGAACCCUUCACCUCCCACGAGCACUUGGCGUCUGUUUUACUCGCUCGACAGCAGCAGCAACAGCAACAACAACAACAAGACGAAGAAGUAAAGCGGCAACAGGACAUGGCGCAGCAUGUGCCUCAAUUGCAUCAUGCGCAAACGGCAGUGCAGUACCGGCCUCCGCAACAGCAGCGGCAGCCGCAAGGGUCUGCGCUGGCAACGCAGGACCCGCCAACAACCGCGCCAUCCUUCCUCCAGGGCUCCCUCAUGCACCUGCUACAGCGCGUGAAUGCGUCCAUGCAGAACCUAGCACGUGCUCCUCCGGCACCGCCGCAGCCGCAGCCGCAGCACACGAACAGCAACGCUGGCCAUUACGUGCGGGGAGCGGCAAGUUGUUCGUCUGCUAGCGACGCUGUGCAGCACGGCGGCAGCAAUCACAGCAGCUCCGUUUGGGACAAUGUGUCUGAUUUGUUCAAGCAGCCGCACCAACAGCAGCACAGCUCGCCGCAGCCUGGGCACGGCGCUGGCAGCACUGAGGCGGGAGCCGUGACGUCAAGCAUGUUGCAGCACCAGACAUCACCUACCAAGCACAAGCACAAGCAUAAACACAAGCACAAACAUGGUCACAAGCGGCGGCGCAAGCACAAGCACGACCAUGCGCAGAACACCAAGCAGGCCCACUCUCUUGACGAACAAUGUGCUCACACGGAUCAACGACAGCAACAACAACAACACAAACAACAACAACAACAACAACAACAACAACAACAACAACAACAACAACAACAACAACAACAACAACAACAACAACAACAACAACAACAACAACAACAACACCAACACCAACAACAACACCAACAACACCAACAACAACAACAACAACAACCGGGCAAGAGAGCCAGCCAAGGGAUGGGCUCCACGAGGGCCUCCAGCGAUGGCACGGACGUUGGACGAACAGUCAGCCCUGACAGCGGCUGUGCCGUCUCGCCCCUGCAGCCGGAGGAUGACGCUACAUCUUCCCCUCCAAGCAACAGCGAUGGCGGCCGUGGUGAAGAAAAUGGGGAAGACCAGAGCAAGGCUGGAUGCACAGCCUCGCUGUCAGCUGCAGAGCCAAAGACGAAGCGAAAGACGAAGACGAAGACAAAGGCAAAGACAAAGACGGAGGCAAAGACGGAGACAGAGAACGGGAUAUCUUCGGCAACAACCGUUCCUACACCGACCACCACCAGCAUGCCCAGCACAACCACCACCAUCAUCACAACUACCAACUCCUCUGUCCCUACCACGAUUGGCACCUGUGAGGGGGAGGGCAUGACUACCGGAGCAAAUGUCCCAGCAAACGUUGAUGAUGAUGCUGUGGUUGCAUCGUCCACAUCUGCAAGUCAGCCAUCAGCCAGCCGGGCGGGGGAUGAGGCAGGCACCGGCAGAGGAAACUUGCGUGGUGCACAUGGUGCUGCCGUUGACCAAAGUGGCACUGGGGCGGAUGUAGCCAGCACGGCGGCCGCUGCUGCCACAGCCAGUUCGGCGCCACUAACGCCAGGCUCGUCGUGGGAAGACACUGAGCAGCAGAGGAAGCAGCGUCCUGGGACUUCCCGUGAAGGCGCAGAGACUGGGGCAGUCACAACCGCGUCUGCAAUGACCACAACAGCGACAUCUGCCCCGGCUUCACCGUCAGCACCAGCAGACGAGGCGACACUCGCAACAGCAGCAGCAGCAGCAGCAACAACAGCUGUGGCAACAGAGCCGCAACCAAGCGUGCCUGUGUCACCGCUGCGGCCGGUUGCCGUUGGGCCGAUUGUGUCAGUGACCAGAUCAACCAAACGCAGCACAGCCAACAAGCAGCAGCGGGACAGGGAAACACGCGCAGCUGCUGUUGAGACACUGAGGAGGACAGCAGCAUCGUCGCCGUCGCUUUCAUCAUCAUCAUCAUCGGCGGCAUCCUCGUUGCGGCCAUUGGCAACGGUUGCCUUGAAAGGAAAGGGGGGUGCUGAGGGCGGUGCUGGGGGUGCUGAUGAUGAUGAUGACGACACAAGUGCCCGCGCGAUGCGAGUAAAGUGGCUUCGCUCCGUGGCGCAGGCAUGGAAGCACGCGUUGCCCACACCGCGUCGCCUGGACGCGGGAACAGAUGUGCGCCCCUGUCUGCUGUGCAGCGGUAGAGGCGACGCAGAGCCGCACCAGGGCGGCCGACUGGUGAACGUGGGCAUGGACAAGUGGGUGCACUUCAACUGCAUCUGGUGGUCUGCGGGGCUGGAGCGGGAGGAGUCCAGUGGGCGCGUGCAGCACGUUAGGCGCGUCUCAGAUGUCCUUUCGCGCGGCAAGCAGUCACGAUGCACCGCGUGCAGGAAGAAGGGUGCCACUGUUGGCUGCCACGUGCCAUCGUGCAAUGCCAACAUGCAUUUUCCCUGCGCAGUUGCACACAACUGCGAGUUCCUUGAGGGGCACUUGGUGUACUGUGCAAAGCACCGCACCACAAGCAUGGAUGUGACGGUGGAUGCGUCGUCGCCGCCCGGAUCUGACGCUGCUGACGCUGCUGCUACUGCUGUGCACGCUCCUGCUACUGUUGGCAGCGUCCAAUGUGAUGAUUCGGGUACUGCAGGUACCGUUGACGCUGCUGCUGCUACUGUUGACGCUGCUGGUGCUACUGUCACAGAGCACACUGACAAGCAGCAGCGGAUCAUGACAGAGUUUGGCGUGCUCGGGUGUGUGGUGUUUGAGCGGGACGAGUGGGCUGCCUAUGACAAGUUCUUUGAUUGUCCGACGGGCCACCUUCGCAUUGGGUCCCUCACCGUGACGGACAUGGGCCGCAUCAUUGCCGCCGACGGGUUUCACACCCGCGACGAGCUGUUCCCGCUCGGCUUCACCGCCGUGCGUGUGAGUUCGUGGCGUGAUGUGUCCUCUGCGCUAUCUCUCCCGCCAUCUUCCUCUUCCUCUUCCUCUUCCUCUUGCGGCCCGUCAUCGUCAGCAUCGACACCAGCGGCGUUCAGGCAUGCUGCCAAGCGGGCGAAAACGGCAAGUGCUAGCCGUGAGACCAAGGAGGGAACCAGCCAGAGCAGCACGCGUGGUGGCGUGUCGCGUGUACUGUGCCAUGUUUCCAUCACCAAGUCUACGGCGUCACGGCACCGGCCCGAGUUUAAGGUGACUGUGAGCGAUGGCAGCGCCACAAUUGUGGACUUCACGUGUGCGACCCCGCUGAAGACAGCUGUUGCGUUCCUGCGCAUUGCCGGUGUGCGGCUGUCGUUGCCUGAGAAGCCGUGUCCGCCAGUGCAAGCAAGAGAAACGGCAGCUGCGCCGACAACAGCGGGGGCAGGCGUCAGCGCCGCAGAGACGGAGACGAACCAGACGGGUGAGAAGAAGACGAAGCAGGAGACGAGGAAGGAAGGCACGAUGCAGGAGUCCACGAAGGAGUUGAACGAGGACACGGUGUCGUCCCGCAAGCGCAUGUUGGAAACCGUUGAUGCCGUGAUACGCGUUAUCUCGACCGCACGCAACAACAACAACAACAACAACAACAACAACAACAACAACAACAACAACAGCGAUGCGGAUGCGUCCUCAUCUGUGCAUGCGUCGACAUUGGUGGAGAAAAAGGCAACAAAUGUGGCACAGCAUGCACAGGUGCACACGCACAAGCCAGCGCAGAUCGCUGGUACAAAGGCUGCCGAACCGCCUGCUAUCGCUGCUGCGGAAGAGGAAGGCACCGCCACUGCCGCCGCCACUGCUGCCGCCACCACCACCGCCACCACCACUGCUGCUGUUAAUGCUGGUCGCGAGCACCGCUUAAGUGACAGUGCGUCCCAUGGUGACAACAGUGCCAACGGCAACAAGGACAAAGACGCUGUGCCCGUGCCGUUUAACGGCCUGUGGUGGUUUGGGCUUGACACGCCAAUCAUGCGGCUGUUGGAGUUUCGGCCUGGCGCUGCCCGCUGCCAGGCGUACCGGCACCACGACGAGCUUGGCCGGCACAACCCGAUUGAGGCUCUGAUGCCGCCGCCGCCGCCACUUGACGUGCCCACGCGCCUGCAGCCGGUCCGCAGCGCCGCCGCCCGCAACCUCGAGCGGCUGCUCACGUAUGCAGCGCGGGAGGUGCCGCACGCCCUGCACCGCAUCAAGCCCCGGCGGCGGCCCACGCGCGCAUACACGGUGGAGCGGCUGCCGAGCGAGCGGAUUGAGGCGCGUGCGCUGGCCAAGAUGCGCAAGAGCAAGCUUCGCGUUGGUCGGUCACGCAUCUCGGGCCACGGGCUGUAUGCGGAGCAGGACUUCAAGGCGGGCGAGUGCGUUGCGGAGUACGCUGGUGUGCGCUUCCGCACGACGCUGGCGGAUGUGCGCGAGGGCGAGUACCGUGACCGCGGGCUUGGCUGCUACAUGUUCAGUGUUGGCAACAACACGGUGGUGAUUGACGCGACGCUGCAGGGCAACUGGACGCGGUUCAUCAACCACUCGUGCGACCCCAACUGCUGCAGCGAGGAGAUUGACAUUGAGGGCCAGCCGUAUGUGGUCAUCUUUGCUCGACGGGACAUUCGCGCUGGGGAGGAGCUGACGUACGACUACAAGCACCAGAUGGACGAUGACGACAAGGCGCCGUGUCUGUGUGGUGCCAUUGACUGCCGCGCUUGGGUUGACAUGCCCCCGCUCACCGAGUGCUGA
Molecule: messenger RNA, 11055 nt
Organism: Salpingoeca rosetta
Lineage: Eukaryota; Choanoflagellata; Craspedida; Salpingoecidae
Exons: 12
Coding region: 382-11055 (3557 amino acids)
Biological process (GO): positive regulation of DNA-templated transcription
Cellular component (GO): nucleus; histone methyltransferase complex
Molecular function (GO): protein binding; histone H3K4 methyltransferase activity
Source: RefSeq, a predicted model, not a curated record